Molecule: messenger RNA, 1043 nt
Organism: Symbiodinium natans
Lineage: Eukaryota; Dinophyceae; Suessiales; Symbiodiniaceae
Source: the annotation of a GenBank genome assembly
GCUGUGAGAUCAUGGGAACCUCCAACCACGCCGAGUUCGCAGCUGAGGCGUGCAACUGUGCGAGCCCAGACACCGGGAACAUGGAGGUCCUGGCGCGCUUCGGCACCGAGGAGCAGAAGAAGCAGUGGCUUGAGCCGCUGCUGGAUGCAAAGAUCCGGUCUUGCUAUGCUAUGACAGAGCCAGCAGUGGCCAGCAGCGAUGCCACGAACAUCAGGACCAUGAUCAUGCGUGACGGCGACCACUGGGUGAUCAAUGGCAGGAAGCACUGGAUCACUGGGGCCGGGAACGUCGACUGCAAGAUCAUGAUUCUUAUGGGCAGGACUGGGACGGCAGAGUCAGCCACCUACCGGUCUCAGUCGCAGAUCCUGGUGCCCAUGGCCGGAGACUCAGAACCCGAAGCCUCGACAGCCUUCUCUGGGCGCAUCGAGUCGAAGGAAGAAGAUGUGGGCUUCCUAGAAGCAGCGCUGACACAUGCACCCGGCAUGCCUCUGGUGCUCGACGUUGGCUCCGGAUCCGACUGCCAAGCCGCACGUUGGCUGCAAGGGCGGAGGGCUUCCUUCCUGUGCUGCGUCGACAUCAGCCCAGAGUCCCUAAAACUGGCGAGGGCCCGAGCCAAGUUGGACCUCUUGAGGGCCGAUUUCGGGCAGCUUGGAGCCAUCUUUCGGCCCGAUGUCUUCGACCUGGUGUCGUGCUUCUACUCCUUGCAGCAUGCAUCUGCGCCCUUUGCCGUUGCCCAGGAGAUGGUUUCGGUUACGGCGCCCGGCUGCCCCAUAGCCGUGGCUGCCUUGGCAGACGCGGCGCCGGGUCCCGGAUCUGGAAUUCCGCGCCCAAGGCUCCCGGAGCCCCUCAGGCAGUGCUACAAGAGCUUCUUGCCACCUUCAAAGCUAAGUGAAAGCUUUCAAAGCUGCGGCUGCCACUUGGAAGCGUCGUGGGUGCGCAGCCACGUCUACCAAGACGCCAACGAGUUUCCCUGCUGUCGUGAGUACACGUUGGUGACAGCCAGGAAGCCGGACAAAAAGCGCAGGCUUGAUCGCAUUUCCUGA